AGUUAAAAGUUCGUGCACUUUGCAGUUAUUCUUUCAAUUAAAUUAAUGCAAUUUGCAUCAAUUUAAUAAACACGACAACAGUACAACACUUUCGAAGCAAAUAUCUCCCAUGUUAGUUAAUCGUUGCAAGUUUUAAUCGCACCAAUGACAUUGUGAUAAGGUCAGAAAAUGGCAGCAAAAAGUGGAAGUGGUACAGUCGCAGCUCCCAAUGUGGGUGACGAGCAUGUUGCCGUGCAAAAGCUCCAGCCGGAGGCUAAGAUCUAUGAGCGCCUGAUGAGCUUGGGCGCCUUCUACAAGCAGCAAUAUGGCGUUGAGCCAGAGUUUUAUGUGCGCGUGCCAGGACGCGUCAAUAUUAUAGGUGAACACGUGGACUACUGCGGCUAUUCGGUCCUGCCCAUGGCUGUUGAGCAGAGCAUCAUUUUGGCUGUAGGCACAAACCCAGAACAGGCACAUCUGGAACUACAUCAUCUGGAUGGGGGGAAAUUCCAAAGCUUUGAUUGCGAUCUAAAUGCCCUUGACAUCAAGCUGCCCAAGACAGGCGGUCCGGCUUGGUACAGUUACUUCUUAUGUGGUAUCAAGGGCAUACAGGAGGAUCUGGAGGAAAAGUGGCGUCCCAUUGGCAUGCGCAUUGCACUUAGCGGCAAUGUGCCCCUUGCUGCUGGCUUGUCCAGCUCUAGUGCGUUGGUUAGCGCCGCCGUGCUGGCCACUGGACACGUGCAGGGCAUGCAGCUGGAUCGCAAGCAGCUAGCCUCGAUUUCGGCAAGCUGUGAGCAAUAUAUUGGCACACAUAGCGGCGGCAUGGAUCAAGCUAUUGCUUAUCUAGCGAAGGAGGGUUGCGCCCAGCACAUUGAGUUCCAUCCAAAACUUAAGGGUACUCCCGUAACGCUGCCCGCUGGCAGUUGCUUUGUGGUGGCCAAUAGUCUCGUGCAGAAGCGAAAAGCAGCAUCUUCCGACUACAAUGAGCGCGUUGUCGAGUGCCGUUUGGCUACUCGUUGGCUGGCCAAGUCACAGAAGCUGCCUAACUGGAAGGAUUUCACUAGAUUCAUAGAUCUGGAGGAGGCCUGCAAUUUAGAUAAUGCUGCAUACGCCCAACUGAUUCAACAACAGUUGAAAAGAAUGCUUUAUACACGCGAGGACGUUUGCGAGGCGCUGGGCAUCACAGAACAGGAACUUGAAACGGAUUUUCUAACGCCCAGCACGCAGCACAUGCAGCAGUUCAAGCUGCGCCAACGCGCCUUGCAUGUUAUCCAGGAGUCUGGUCGAGUUGUCCAGUUCCGACAAAUUUGUGAGCAGUUGCAGCGCCGCACAAGCAAGCAAGAUAUUGAGCAGCUGGGCAAGCUCAUGCAGCAGUCGCAUCAGAGCCUGCGCGAGCUCUAUGAGUGCUCGCAUCCGGACUUGGAGCGUCUCAUUGCCUUAUCCGUCAAACAAGGAAUCAGCGCACGUGUCACGGGUGCCGGCUGGGGCGGCUGCAUUGUGGCUAUGUGCGAUUCAGUUAAAGCAGCCGCCGAUUACGUUCAGGUGCUGAAGCGUGAGUACUAUGCUCAGUUGCCGGCGCAUCUCUUGGAGCGCUAUCAACCCAAUGAUUUCAAUGAAGUUGUCUUCGCCACAUUUCCCAGCAAUGGCGCCGAACUAUUUGUACUAUAAUUAAUCACAAUUGUAUAACCUGUAUAUAAUAAUAGUAAAUCCCUAGUAGU
Molecule: messenger RNA, 1694 nt
Organism: Drosophila novamexicana
Lineage: Eukaryota; Metazoa; Arthropoda; Insecta; Diptera; Drosophilidae
Gene: Galk
Product: N-acetylgalactosamine kinase
Exons: 6
Coding region: 169-1644 (491 amino acids)
Biological process (GO): carbohydrate phosphorylation; galactose metabolic process
Cellular component (GO): cytosol; cytoplasm
Molecular function (GO): galactokinase activity; ATP binding
Source: RefSeq, a predicted model, not a curated record